Messenger RNA from Varanus komodoensis (Komodo dragon), 6499 nucleotides. It is a transcript of the gene USP54, whose product is annotated as ubiquitin specific peptidase 54. Lineage: Eukaryota; Metazoa; Chordata; Lepidosauria; Squamata; Varanidae. Bases 683 to 5833 code for a protein of 1716 amino acids. The record is from RefSeq and is a predicted model, not a curated record. Gene Ontology annotation, biological process: protein deubiquitination. The transcript has 23 exons. Gene Ontology annotation, molecular function: cysteine-type deubiquitinase activity.
AAUUGCAGAUAUCCAGCUGUGAGGAGUAAGAAUGGAUGGAGCCCAGGCUGUUUCUAGGCGUUCCACUUGCAUGAGAAGAAGCGGUAGAAGGCACCACUCAAGAGCUGCACAGAAAGUUAAGAGAACUUCAGGAAGACCUUUCCUGCUCAAAUUAAAGAACUCUCUUCUGGGAUGUUUCCUUUGCUCUGCUUAUAGUCACGCAAUGGUCCAUAUCGGCACCUUACCAGGAAACUGCUGAGAAGAAGCAGGAAGGGUUUUGGAUUUUACUUAUUAGGUUCUGUCAUCCAUCUAAGAAGAUUACAGAAGAACAGAAUGAUACUUUCACUUGUUUUCAACCUUUUUUGAGCUUCCAGCAAUCCGCAGAAAUGUUCCACUGAAUUUUCUUUAGACCAAAGGAUGAUAUAGUACCAAAACUGCUCUUGAAAGACCAUGGAUUCUUUGACUUUGCUUUUCAUCUUUUCAGAGAUGAAGGGAGGUGUUUCCCUAUGUCAGCUGUAGAUUUAUUGCAACAGAAUUGCAUGGAUUUAAAGAAAAACAGUUGCAAAUGAUUUCAUGAAGUACCAGUGAGCAAUCUGGAGAAUUAAUUUGUUUUAGCACUUAGUUCUGAUUUUGAAUUAAGGAGAAGUUGGUUUAAAUCAGACACAGACAGAAAAUCUGAACACUGUACAUCUACAUGUGAAAGAUGUCUUGGAAGAGGAAUUACUUUUCUGUGGGACGGGGCAGUGUGCAAGGCAUGUUCACGCCACGUAAUACAACAUCUAUAGCACCAAGUAAAGGUCUCAGCAAUGAGCCAGGACAGAACAGCUGCUUUCUGAAUAGUGCAUUACAGGUUCUGUGGCAUCUUGAUAUUUUUCGACGCAGUUUUCGACAACUUACAACACAUAAAUGCAUGGGAGAUUCCUGUAUAUUUUGUGCUCUCAAAGGUAUCUUUAACCAGUUUCAGUGCAGCAAUGAGAAAGUGCUGCCUUCUGAUGCUCUUCGGAAUGCUCUUGCAAAGACUUUCCAGGAUGAGCAGCGUUUCCAGCUGGGCAUCAUGGAUGAUGCUGCAGAAUGCUUUGAGAAUCUUCUGAUGAGGAUUCACUUCCACAUCGCAGACGAGUCCAAGGAAGACAUCUGCACUGCCCCGCACUGCAUUUCACACCAGAAGUUUGCAAUGACCUUAUUUGAGCAGUGUGUCUGUACCAGUUGUGGUGCCACUUCUGACCCUCUGCCCUUCAUCCAGAUGGUGCAUUAUAUCUCAACCACGUCACUCUGCAAUCAGGCAAUUUGCAUGCUGGAAAGACGAGAGAAACCCACUCCGGAUAUGUUUGGAGAGCUGCUACAAAAUGCAAGCACCAUGGGGGACUUACGAAAUUGUCCGAGCAACUGUGGGGAAAAAAUCCGUAUCCGCCGUGUGCUGAUGAACUCCCCGCAGAUCAUCACCAUCGGCCUGGUGUGGGACUCGGAUCAUUCAGAUCUGGCGGAGGACGUCAUUCACAGCCUGGGCACCUGUCUGAAGUUGGGAGAUCUCUUCUUCAGGGUAACUGAUGACAGAGCAAAACUGUGUGAACUGUAUUUGGUUGGAAUGAUCUGUUACUAUGGAAAACAUUACUCCACCUUCUUCUUCCAAACAAAGAUUCGCAAGUGGAUGUACUUUGAUGAUGCCCAUGUCAAAGAGAUAGGCCCCAAAUGGAAAGAUGUUGUAACCAAGUGCAUUAAGGGUCAUUAUCAGCCCCUGCUGCUACUUUAUGCGGACCCACGGGGGACUCCGGUGUCAACCCAGGACACGCCCGUCCAAGUGGACCUUCAGCAGUACAGCAGAACUUACUACGAUAGCGAAGAUUCAGGGCGUGAGCCUUCAGUCACAAGCGACACCAGGACAGACUCCUCUGCGGACAGUUUCCCGUAUAAACACUCUCACCAUGAGUCUGCGGUCAGCCACUUCUCCUCUGAUUCCCAGGGAACUGUCAUUUACAACAUGGAGAAUGAUGCCACCUCACAGAGCAGCAGGGACACAGGACACCUGACAGACAGCGAGUGUAAUCAGAGGCACGGAUCCAAAAAGGGCUCACUGGCGGACCGCAAGAGGAGUUCCAGCAGGUCGCGGAAGAAGGGGGAGGAGUCCCAGCCAUCCGGAUACCACAGCGAAGGGGAAACACUGAAGGAGAAGCAAGUCCCCAGAACAGCCCCCAAGACAUCGAGCAGUGCCAGCAGGCUGCGGGACCUGAAAGAGACCGUCAGCAACAUGAUCCACAGCAGGGCACUGCAGGGCAGCCAGGGCUCCCCACGCGGAAGGAAGGAUCCGGCUGAAGCGCAGCCACUGCCCCGGGCCCUGCCGGCCCAGCCCCAGGACUGGGAAAUGGAGAGCACCAGCAGCGAGUCCAAGUCCAGCUCUUCCAGCAAGUGCCGCCCCACAUGGAGGCCCAAAAGGGAGUCGCUGAACAUAGACAGCAUCUUCAGCAAGGAGAAGAGAAAGCAGUGCGGCUACACACAGCUCAGCCCCUUCUCUGAAGACGCAGGUAAAGAAUUUGUGGAAGAGGAACUUAAGGAGCUGGUCUCUCAGGCUAGGCCAAACCAGUCGCACAGGUACAAGCACUGGGCACUAGGUCGGGGUGUGCACCAUCUGGGGGACCAGCAUCCUCACCUGAUCCAGAGGAUGGAGUCCGGCUACGAAAGCAGCGAGCGCAACAGCAGCAGCCCCGUCAGUCUGGACAUGCCUUUGUCAGAGAGCUCCAGCGCCUCCAGAGAUUCUCAUCUGAAGCGACCUGGAGGCUUCGUCCCGGCCUGGCGGAAUAUCCCAAAGUCGCAUAGCAGCAGCAUCUUGGAAGCAGAGUCUGUCUCAUCUGCUCCUUCCUGGGCAAGGAAUAAGUGCUCCAUGGGUGGGGAAAUACUUGUUUCCUCCAAGAGCGAACUAGAUGAAUUGCAAGAGGAAGUUGCCAGGAGGGCCCAGGAGCAGGAGCUCCGCAGGAAGCGGGAAAAGGACCUGGAGGCGGCGAUGGGCUUCAACCCCCACCCAAGCAGGUUCAUGGACCUGGACGAGCUGCAGAACCAGGGGAGGACUGAUGGCCUUGAGAGAUCCGCGCAGCAGGCAGAGUCAGUCUUUGAAGAGUCGCUGCACCAGGAGCAGAGAGGAGAUUGUGCGGCAGCUUUGGCUCUCUGUAAUGAAGCGAUCUCUAAACUAAGACUUGCCAUGCAUGACGCCAGCUCUAGCACUCACGGCAGAGCUCUAGUCGAUAAGAAACUGCAAAUCUGUAUCCGAAAAGAGCGGAGCCUCCAGGAGAGCAUGCAGCCGCAGCCGCAGCCAGCACAGCCGCCGCCGCCCACCUGCCACCUGCCACUGGGGGGGCACAUGACCCAGUCGACAAGUGAACCGACUGUCCCGCUCCAAGUACUGCUGAGCCAGAAGACGGUACUGGAGCCCAGCAGAGGGGCAGAACUGGUGUCCAGUCCUCGCUUCCACCCACCCGCUUCCCAUUGUGAGACGCCACCAUCGUGUCCCGAGCCCUCUCCCCCGUGCCCGGCUGAAGGCGGCCCCUCUGAAGCGGCCUCCCUGAAUGCUCUCACUGCUUCUGCUGGCCUCCGGGACCCAGCCCCCUCUUUUCCACGUGGACACGGGGCGGGUGACGGGUCCAUUCACACUAAGAACGACGUCCUCUGGGAUGGGGAGCUUGAGGGAGCACCUCCCAUGAGUUUCAAGAAUAAGGACUGCAGCAGUAGCAGUAAGCUCAAAGAAGUACUUCGCGUAACAGCUUCUCUCACGCCGCCAUAUUGCAAAAUGCAGUUUAACACGGUAAACUCUGGAUCUCUGCCGACGCUCUUCCCCUCCCCCCACGCAGUGCAAGAGCCACCGGAUCAGAACGGCCUGCACUACUCGUGUUUGGGGCCAUCCGGCCGGUCAGUGCAGCCGCGUGCCUUGCAGCACGGACCCCCUCCCGCCCUCGCACUGGCCUCUCUCGCCCCCUUGCUGCACCACCCCUCCAAGCCUUCCGAGGCCACCGGCAGGUACCUCACAGCACACGACCCUGAGAGCUUCCCUCAGCCGCAAGAAGAAGUUGUUCCUGGGGAUCAUUUGGGAGCUGCAGCGACCCACACCAAGGGGCACGUUCGCUCCCUGGCGGAACAAUUCCAGCGGCUGCAGGGGGCCUCCCAGAGAGAAGUCUCUCUCGGGAAGGUGGCGGCCCAUCAUGAUCAGAGCGCACCAGGGUUGCCGCCAGAAUCCUGCUCAGGCCCUCCGUUCCACAGUCACGGGCUGCUGGUUGCUGGAAGGCAGGAAAGCCGAGCUCAGCCUGCUGAAAGGUGGAGUGAGCGGAGUUCUGAGGACUGUCUUGGUCCUCGCGGCGUAGUUGCCAAGAGUCCCGCGCUGCAUCGCCAGGAGCCCUGCGGCCAAGGGAGACCCGGUGCUGCGGAUCCCGAGCGCCACCCGGGCAGGUUCCGUCACAAGGGCGAGGCGAGGCAGGUGGCGGACAGGCAUCCUGCUGGCUUGGCCUGCUGGGUGGACAGCGUUCACAGGUACCACAGCUCUCCUCUGGAUGGCGAGACCACCCGCUGGCUUCUGGGGCCUGGGAGCAAGCCCGGUGCGUCCAGCCCAGCAGCUUUUGGGGAGGAUGCCGUGCAGAGGCACCCGUGGUGGGACGAAGACGCCGAGCAGGAGGGUUCCGAGCUGGAGUCUCUGUACCGGGCCAGCUUGCAGGCACCUCCGACGAGCCUCUCUGCGUCGGGGAGGCUGGAUGGCUCUCGGCACUUGCUGGGCAAGACAGCAUCUGCAAAUUUCCCUACAAGAAAGGCGCACCAUGCAGCUUACGUGGGUCUCCCGAAAACCCCAGAUGCAGAGAUCGAGCGCAGCCUCUGUGGGACUGCUGUGCCUCCAGUCCCUAAGGUGCCAUGCGCGGGAAAGCACGGAAAGGAGCCAGAAGAGGAGAUGUACAGUGCAGAGAACUUCCGUCGCAUUGCACGUAGUCUCAGCGGGACGGUCAUCGCGAGCAAGGAAGAGCCUCUUGCUUCUUCCUACAGUUUCGAAAUGUCCAAUGGGAGGAAAAUGCCAGUGGAAGCCAGACUCCGUUCUUCCAGCACCUCUUCCCUCACUUCCCCUCACGACUCUCCUCCCGUGUUUCCCCUCGGUCCCCAGCACCGUUCCGCCCAGCCGCCGCACACCGAUGAGGCCCCCGUGCCUGGCAUGGUAGGCAAGGCUCGCAGGCCAGCAGGAGAUCAGAAGAACUUCCAAAACAUUCUGGCUGUGCCUAACAGGAGUGAAACUUUCCAAGGCAAAGACAGCCGAGGUGUGGCGCUGAGUUACGGGAUGCUGACCAGCCCCGCUUACCAGCAGCCGGGCCUGUCUUAUCAGGGGCCAGUACAUCUCCUUAAUAAACACUUAGGAAGCGAAGACGCAUCCGAAGCCUGCAGUCGCUGGCUGCGGAUGAAUCACACUGCCAGACACAUGGCAACUCUGCCAACCAGACAAGCCCCUCUCUGGGGAUUUGGUGCUCAGGCGUGCGCAGGACCACCAGAGCACUCGCACCCAGCGCCGUUCCAGCACAGCAGGCACGAGGCCUGUGCCGCGGACGGCGGGCCUCCCCGUGGCAAGAGCAGCAGCACCGGGGGAAGGCCGCGUCCGGCCCCUGGCGAUGGAGCGGGCUUCCAGGGCUGUCCUGUGCCUCCCGCGCACGCGAAGGCGCCGGGCCCGCGAAGGGUGGACAUGCCGCCCGAGGAGGAUUGGCGGCAGAACAGCUACACCCUUCAGCCUGGAGCGCGGAGAGCUCCCUCGGCCUGCACGAUGGGCGGCGCGUACGCAUCUGCGCUUCAGCGGAAGGCGCUGGCCUGCCCGGCCGCUGCCCCCACGCACGGCAGCGGCUGGUGAGGGCUCGGCCUCCGGCGCAGGCACUUCCCACCGGAGACAGCAGGCCCUCCGUCCACGCCUGCCCUGCUCCCUUGCGGCAGCUGCUCCGGAGGUGGAGGUGGAGGUGGAGCUGGUUGCCCUGGGCUCUGCUGCUCUCCGGGCGGGUCCCUCUCGGGAGGGAGGGGCUCGGUGGCGCCCCUCCCCGCCUUUUCCCCCAGGACCAGUGGAGGCUCGCUGCCAGGGGAGGGGCUGGAGGGUUGCACGUGGACCGAGAGGAAGGCCUGUCGCUGGCAACAGGCAGUUCGUGGAAGCACUGCUUCGUGCGGCGCCGCGAUUCAGCCGGGCUGGCACGCGGAGUCCCCCUUCUCCGACCGCAUUGGGUAUGGCGAGGCGGACGGGCUCCUCUUCCCCCCAGCUUAGAAAUUUGGCGGUGCUGAUGGGCUACUGAGGCAAGUGUGUCUUUGUGCCGAGAUACUUGGCACAAAUGCAGGUGCGAGUGAGGAAGAGGACAGCAGGCCGACUCCAGCGCAAGCAGGACUUUCUCCCUGAAGCGGAUUGAACAGUGUUUCAAAGAGCAGAGACUGCACAAUUCAUUGUAACAUUGUAAACACAGAAUCGCUUUAACUGUUUUAGGGUUAUAACAUACUUGCCUUUGUAAGUAUUUUUCAAAUAAAUCUAUGAAAUAAU